Molecule: messenger RNA, 1677 nt
Organism: Suillus fuscotomentosus
Lineage: Eukaryota; Fungi; Basidiomycota; Agaricomycetes; Boletales; Suillaceae
Exons: 2
Coding region: 445-1272 (275 amino acids)
Source: RefSeq, a predicted model, not a curated record
UGGCUGCGCAGUUCUUGAGCAAACGUUUUUCCAUAUGAUACUUUUAUAGUCUCUCUCCUAAAACAGGCUCCAACUCCAAAAUCCGAUUUGUUCCUUUUUGCCAUCAUGUCGUCUGCACCAGUGGCGACGACAUCGCCCGCGGCAACAACAGUGUCGCCUACAACAACUCCACCUAUUACCACUCCUACCCCUACAACACCAAGUAUUUCUUCUCCCCUUUCGUAUCCUAACAAAUGUACAAACAUCACUAAUUGAUCAUCUGUAGCUACUACUACCACUCCAACAUCAACGUCGACAACACCAACAUCGACAUCCCAAUCAACACCAGUAUCAUCAUCAACACCAACUACAACUCCUACAUCAUCCACACCUGCAACCACGACCAGCAAUGGACAAACUUCAACUACCCCUUCCACCACUAGUACAACUCCAACUACAACCUCCAUGACAUCCGUCGCUACUACAGUACCCGUCACCCUUACCUCAAUAAAUUCUUACGGAUCAACAGUCGUUGUCACAACGGAGAUAUCCACGACAACCUCAAUCCCUGUCUCAACAAGCCCUUCUACUACAAACAACUCAUCAAACACCGGUGCAAUUGUAGGUGGCGUCGUCGGUGGUAUCGCCUUAAUCGUCAUCUUCGGGCUCCUCUUCUUCUGCUUACGUCGUCGCAGAAGGCGAGACGAGUUCGACGGCAACUUUGACCCCGAUCGGGUCGUUUCCCACCCCUCAGGCGGCGGAACACUCCCCCAAGUAGACCUUGGCGAUGAAACCGAGAUCACCCCCUACCCUGACCAUGCCGGAAGUAUGCGACAAUACGGAGAAAGUCCAUUCUUAGCUGCGGGUGGUGCCGCAGCUGCCGUCCCAGCUAUCAACCGCACAACCUCUCCACUCAGCUCCCCUUCCCAAUACAGCGACACCGUCACUUCUCCCAGUGAGGGAUACCCCUCUCAGGGAUUCAUCCGCCCUGGCCCAGGCCAGUAUCCUCAAGGAGUACCUAACAUGUACGCAAUGCAACAAGCAGACUGGCACAAUCCACUUCCACUUACAUCACCCGCCCCAAGCGUCAGCAACACCUCCUCCAGCAGCCGGGCAAUGAAGGAGAGAGAAGCUGCUGCUGGCCGUCAAGGCCUCAGCCUCGCUACCCAGCAAGAAGUUGACGGAGAGGGGUCCGGCGUUGUUCAGCAUCAAGAUGCGGGACGAGCUCAUAGUGAAGAAGAAGCCGGAGAACCUAGAGAUGUUCCCCCUGCGUAUGAGUCUAUAAGGCAGUAGACUGAUUGCGCGCAGGGUUUCAAAAAGACCAUAUUUGAAGUUGAAUUUGUAAUGCUGCACCACGUUUUACACUCACGUUUCGACGGACACCACUUAAGUUUGGAUGAUCAUACGUAUGUGUAAAGUACAUUGUCGUCGUCGUCAUGAUCUCAGACCUUCUUUUCCUUGAUUAUUUUCGACGUUAGUUCAAAGUUGUCGUUGUUCCUGCGCUUGAUGGCUACGACUACUCAUUGACUUUCUCGGGAUACUUUCCAGCACGCAUUCGUAUUUCAUGCACAUGCAUUGUUAUAUCCGAGUCAUGUUUUUUUUUUCGUUCUUACCAUACAUCAAUUGCGUUGAUAAUAUCGGCGAGGUUUCCAUAACCAAAUAUGUAUAACUCAUUUAUUAAUUAUCCAAGUUGACUAA